GUGCACUACCCCUCCCUGCUGUCUGCCGGAUAUCCGCAGUAGAAGAAGAACUCAGAGCUACUGGCUAAUGCUGCUAACUGCUAACAAGGAAGCAGCACAGCGUGCGAUCUGUUACUAUUAAAUAUAGGAAAGAAGACACCCUGACUUGUCUUAAAAGGAAUUGGAGGCGGAUGGACUAAGUUUCGGAUUGGAACUAGGAUUAGGAUAAGGACCACUUCCACAGCUAUUUGUGAAAGCAAGAAGUGAUCUUAAAGUCUGCAGGUGCCACCCCUUCUGUGUCAGCAGUGCCACUCACUCAACCACCAUGUCAGAUGGCCGGAUCUAUGUGGGGAAUCUUCCUGUGGAUGUCCAGGAGAGAGACAUUGAGGAUCUCUUCUACAAAUAUGGAAAAAUCCGUGACAUUGAGUUGAAGAACAAUAGAGGCACUAUCCCUUUUGCCUUCGUCCGAUUUGAAGACCCACGGGAUGCAGAUGAUGCCGUCUAUGGAAGGAAUGGAUAUGGAUAUGGAGACUCCAAGCUGCGUGUGGAGUAUCCGCGAUCCUCUGGUGCUAAAUUUGGUCAGAUGGGAGGUGGUGGUGGAGGAGAAAGAGGAGGAGGAGGAGAAAGAGGAGGAGGAGGAGGAGGAGAAAGAGGAGGAGGAGGACCCAGGGGAAGAUUUGGACCCCCGACUCGAAGAUCUGAAUUCCGGGUCAUAGUGUCUGGGUUACCACCAACCGGGAGCUGGCAGGAUCUGAAGGAUCACAUGCGCGAGGCGGGAGACGUCUGUUUUGCAGACGUGCAGCGUGACGGAGAGGGCGUGGUGGAGUUUCUCCGUAGAGAGGACAUGGAGUACGCAUUGCGCAGACUGGAUCGGACCGAGUUCCGUUCACACCAAGGCGAGACCGCUUACAUCCGCGUCUACGAGGAGAGGGGCACUCCCAACUUUAAUCGGUCGCGUUCCCGCUCCAGAUCCAGAGGUCGCUAUUCACCUCCCUUCCAUAACAGAGGGUCUCCCCCACCACGCUACCAGUCGCCUCCACGCAUGUCGCGCCAUAGUCCACCCCCCAGGAGGCACCCUCCACAGCACCAUAGCCCACCGCCGCGUCAUUACCGGUAGAAAGGCGUGCCAUUUCUAGAGGAAUUGGGGGGAAAAUGUUUUGUAAUUCUACUUUUUUUUUUAACCCCCAGGCCUCCUCAUACAUCGUUAUUUCUUGCUAUAUACAUUCCAUGUUCAUAAUCACCUGAACACCUGCUCCUCCCCACAGCCUUAAAGAUUUUGUCUUUGUUCUGUAAACACCCAUAAGUUUUGUUUUUUUUUCUCAGCGAGGUAAUUGUAUUUGAUUAUCAUAUAACAUAUUGGAAGUUUCUUUUAUAAAGAAAUCCUGGGUUGUGAUGAUGUCAAACCCUCACAGGAAUGGUCAUGUUUAUUGUCCAAAACAAAAAUUUCACAAUUUCUGCAGCUAUCAUGCUAACGGUCACACUGCUUCUUAAAUUCUUGACAAUAUUUUUUCCUUAUUGUUUGUCGCAUUUCUGUAGCUUUUUAAGUAUGAAGUUUUUGCCAAUCUAAGAACCUGUGAAGCGAAUCAUUAUCCUACUCUUGAUUCAAAACACGUAAAAUUAGUGAGCCUUUUAGAGUAGUGACACAUGUCGACUAUGAGCCUCACCUGAUUCUUUUUUUUUAAUGUGUGAACCUCUGACCGAGGUGGCCUGUAGGUGGACUAUGAUUUUUAUGCAUCUCUUAUGUUGUUUUUUGUUUUUUGUUUAGCAAUAAAAUGCUAACUUUUA
This is a messenger RNA of Sebastes umbrosus (honeycomb rockfish), 1764 nucleotides long. It is a transcript of the gene srsf9, whose product is annotated as serine and arginine rich splicing factor 9. Gene Ontology annotation, molecular function: mRNA binding. The transcript has 5 exons. The record is from RefSeq and is a predicted model, not a curated record. NCBI's taxonomy places the organism in Eukaryota, Metazoa, Chordata, Actinopteri, Perciformes, Sebastidae. Gene Ontology annotation, cellular component: nucleus; cytoplasm; ribonucleoprotein complex. The coding region runs from base 305 to 1096 and encodes 263 amino acids.